AUGGAUGCUUAUUUUCAAGUGUUGACGCUGCCGACCUCCCGCACGCUGUUUCUGCUGUACUCCAGCCCACGGUCGUGGAAUGACGCCAAUACGGUGUGUAAGAUCAACGGACAGUCUCUACUGAUGGAGACAGACUACGUCACGUGGAUGAUUAUCGCUCAGUUCAAGACCGACCCAGAAUGGAAGGCAAUUCUUGCCUAUCAAGAUAAUUGGAUCGGCUUACACCGGCAUUACAACGACAUCUCGGCCCCAUUUGUAUGGCACGACUGUUCUGACACAGCCUCGUUUUCAAACUGGAACACACCAAUACCGGAAGUGGACGGUCUGUGUGUGUCGUCGUCAUGGAGAUCAGGCAAAUGGCGAUCAACAGCCUGUGACCAUAAACUACCGUUUAUUUGCGGAGGCAGCGCCGGUGCUUGUUUAUUUGACAUCUGGCGGGGAGUGAAGUACCCGGAUUCAAUGAUGGCCACCCGACAGGUGAACCGCGCAACCGCAUCCCAGUGCCAGGCCCAGUGCAGAAAGAUGGAGAUCGGCAGUCUGGAGUGUUGGGCACUCACAUACUAUUACACAAACAACUCAUGCUUAUUACAUUUUCAACUCGAACCUCUGUUGGACGUGGGUGUAUUGACCCUUGAGAAGGACAAUGAAGCGGAACUGCACGUCAAGAAUUGCUUUAAAGCAUUUGUCAACCAACAUCCAACUCCGUCAACCUACAUCUCGCCGAUACCCGAUCAAGGUUGUUGGAUGGAAAACUUUACUGAAACAAAUCAUAACCAACCUGUUAUCAUCCUCGACACACAGGGGACAUCACUGGAGUCAGACAUUGUCUCUGCCAUUUACACAUCCUCUUCAAAAGCCAUAUAUUCAUCUGAUGAGUUAACGCCCAAAAUGAUAACAUCCCAAAAUAUGCUUUAUGAAAAUACCAAAACGCGGCCAACACCCAUGGUCAGGUCAACGCGGCCCCCAUCUCUACUGGAUUCACCUGAGAGUGGUCGCAGCGUCCAUUUGUCAUCAGGCUUAAACGCCAACGGAGACCAGACACAGUCUAUUAAUUCAUUGUCGCCAAUGGCAUUACAGGCAAGUUUUUCCCCACAUUCUACCAUAAACAUCGCCGCCGAUCCUGUUGCCUUUUCAUCAGACUUUCCUUCCCAUUCAGCUGUUCGAGUCCCCUAUGGUUUCAUCAACAUGGUCACUGAAUCCAUUGAAUCAACACCAAACGGAAUUAAUUCGUUCAUGAGAUAUGACUUCCCGAGAGACCUGUUACAUUUGACGACCACCCUUCAAACUCCAAAUGUGGCGUUCACAGAGGAAUUUCUUUCAACGUUAAUGGAGUCACUCAGUGUAUCACCAACGCUGAGUGACAAAACUGGUGUUUUCCAUUUGACAAAUUACGAUAGUGGAACCGAAACAAGCUCGUCGUCUGGGGUUCAAAUUGUACCCUUUUCAAUCACACUUCAACCCGAUCUUUCCUCAAUAGAAAAAAUGUUGCCCAACUCUAUAAAUGCCCAGCUAUUUCAUUCAAUCUCUUCUACAAUUACCACGGGGGACAAUCAGCGGGCAAUUGUGGCUAAAGACCCAUCAGGUGUCGACAUUCGGACCGAUUCAGCUCCAAGGGAACAUGACGACCUUCAGACUACAACCACCCCCAGAAGUACUUCCGGCGCAAACGGAAGUUCACUCUGUUGGUGCCCUUGUGCAUCUUUCUUGCCGGAAGACCUGACGUCUGAAGAAAUGGAAAUAAUUGUACAAGAAAUAGUCCGCGAGAUAAAAGUCGACAAAAAGAAUUUAUCUUCGACACAAAGGAAAUACAUUAGUGUAUCUGAUGAGCGCCGGUCAGCCCAGAGCAUAGGGACAAUUGGGGUAGUAUUGCUGUGUGCUAUAUUUGGAGGAAUAGCCGCGUGGGACUUUAUUACUAUCUGUAGAAAUGCAUGGCGGAUGUGUACAGAGGGUAGUAGGCCGCCCAUUGAAAUGUUACGGAAACAACGGACAGAGCGGAUCUUUCAGGAAGCUUUUAGUGUAAGUGGUGAGUCGAAAUUGCCAAACAGAAAGAAAAUUUUUGAUACAAACUAAACCAGAUAGUACAAUAAAGUUUUGAUAUCAAGCAUCAAGUAUACCCAAACUUGGCCAUAGUUACCAAAUGUAAAUAUGAUAACGGUGAUAAAAUGGACAGUGUUCUUUCGGCACGCUGAUUGACAUUUAGGCAUAUAUUGAAAUACGUGUUUGCACCCACAGUCUGUGUGAGGAACGUUUGUCCUAUUGAACGCUGAGGCCAAGCAGCCUCAUUUGUCGCCGCGCGCCUCUGAUCAAGGUGUGUGUGCACUCUGGUUUCGUCAUGCUCCGUACAGUGGUCGCAGUAAUUACAUCACGCACUCAGUUUCCACAGACUGCUCGCCUGUUUAUUGUGCACUGAGAACAGAAGGAAUCUUUUCGCGAAGCUAUUCGUCCUGGUAAUUUAGAAUGUAACGACUUUAUUAAGGUCUCUGGGAUCCGAUUUCGUCUGUUUAACCAUCCCGAAGGAGGAUACCUUUUUUCAUGUUUCCAAAUGGCGGUAUUUAAACCCGUAUGAAUAAAGUAUUGUCGUCUCUG
Messenger RNA from Haliotis rufescens (red abalone), 2586 nucleotides. RefSeq lists its product as uncharacterized. The record is from RefSeq and is a predicted model, not a curated record. The transcript is spliced from 4 exons. Bases 1 to 2070 code for a protein of 689 amino acids. Lineage: Eukaryota; Metazoa; Mollusca; Gastropoda; Lepetellida; Haliotidae.